UGGGCCUUUGAAUAUAGUGCAGCUGAGUGAAGCUGCAGCAAGGAGAGAUCUGGAUAGAGAUGUUAACUAAAGGAGAUCAGAGAGCCUUACAGCACCGCUAGAGAACAUCACUGGCUACUAUUUCCGACACCUCUAACAUAUCCACCUAUGGAUGUUGGCAGAUGAGGUGCAUCCCUGUUCAGCAAUACAGAGUGUUAGCAAUGGACAGCUAUUCCCUGAAACCCAAACCUGGGGAUUUCUAGGAGAGCUUUCUGCAGACUUGCUGCUUUCAUAUCCUCCUGUGAGCUCUGACUUACUCUGGAACACAAACUGCUGAAGCUGCUGUAUAUUCCUCCUCAUACCCCAGAACAAGGAAUGAACAAGCCAGUGCCGUACAUUGGACAUCCCCUGACAUUUACCUCCACUAUAAUGCAGCAAUUCACAGGCUAAAGGUCGGGGAUGCCUCUGGAGCUGGCAGCGGGGACCUGCUAGUUGGGAAGCCUUGCCUGGGUGGUGGAGUUGGGCAGGAAAACCUUUCAGCAGAAAGAAGUGUGGGGAGACAAAUCAACUUGAUAUUGGCUGUGGAAGAGGGCAGGGAGGUUUCAGGCGAGUUAGCUUCAUGGCAACAGAAGCAGAGUCACAGAGGGAGGCAGAUGGCUGAACGACAGGUGCAGCAUUUUUAUCUUGGACCAAAGUGAAUGACAGUUAAUUUAACAAAGGGUUCCUAUGAGUGUUUUGUAUCCAGGGACCUUUUCUCUUUGCUGAAAAAGAAGCGGUGUCAUUUCCAUUAGAGCAAUGCUUCCAAGAAUCCGUGCUCAGGAACUGAAAGCAGAGAGAAUGAGAGAGCUGUGUCAGCUGAUCAGCUUUCAGCCACCUUCCAACUCUCAAUUUUCUUAAAAUGAUCUGUCCAUCAAUGGCAUUCCCCUUUGGAACCUUUAUUGACGAAGAAUAGACUGAGCAGAAAUGGAAUGUAACACUCACUUCAAAAAGAAAUCUUUUUAUUUUUACAGCACAUACAGUAGCCUUGUAGUGCAAAGAAAUGUUUUUUCUUCAAAAUACUUUUCAAACUGCAAUAUAUUUUCAUACACAACAUACGUCUAUUAAAUAUUUUAUUUAUGCCCUGGGAUGUAUAAUGUAGCAAAUACCAUUUUGCAGAUAUGGAAAUACAAUAUUAUCCUGUGAUUAAUUAAAUGUAUAAGAAGACUUUAAAAAUAAAUCCAGAUAAUGUACAAGAUAUGGCCAAGAUAAUUGCAAAAUUCCAGAGAUAUUUUCGACGGAAGCCUGUACGCUUUUUCACGUUUAUAAUCCUAUAUUUAACGGCUGGAAGUGUUGUAUUUUUGCACGCAAGUUUUGAAGGGGAACAUAUUGUGUCCGACAGUGACAGAACCUUGGUUGUUGGCAUCAGCGAUGGAGGAGUUUCCCAGGGUCCUGGGGUGGCCCAAUUGAGUAGGGUAUUUAAAGAAGCUCCAGAGUCACCAAGCACACCACGGAGAUAUGGACCAUGGUUUAAACCAUCUGGCAAAGAGUUAGCAGACAGAAGUAAGCAAGGUGAUUUUGGAGGCACCUGGAACAGGGCUCUCAAAGGAAGAAUCAUAAGAGAACAAGAAGAAGGAAGAGGUAAGCUGAAAGAAGCAAAGUAUAUUGGAUGCUACAUGGAUGACACGCGGCAGAGAGCGCUCCACGGAGUGUCCUUUUUCGACUACAAAAAGAUGACAGUGUUUCGUUGCCAGGACAACUGUGCUGAACGGGGAUACAUGUAUGCUGGACUUGAGUUUGGAGCAGAAUGCUACUGUGGUCACAAAAUUAAAGCCUUAAAUGUCAGCGAGUCAGAAUGUAACAUGGAGUGCAAAGGGGAGAAAAGCAACAUGUGUGGUGGAGUCAACCGCUUGUCCAUCUACAGACUGGAGCUCACCCAGGAGUCUGCAAGGAGGUAUGGCAGUGCAAUAUUUCGUGGAUGUUUCCGUCGGCCAGAAAAUAUAUCCCUGGCUCUCCCCAUUAGCAGCAUUAUGUUGAAUAUGUCUGUUGACAAAUGUGUGGAUCGCUGCACAGAAAAGGAAUAUCCAUUGGCAGCGCUCGCAGGAACAGUCUGUCACUGUGCUUUCCCCACGACUUAUUUCACACUUCACGAGCGGGAGGACGAGCAGCUGUGUGCUCAGAAAUGUACUGGAGAGGAAUUUGAGAGCUGUGGCACAAUGGAUUAUUACAUAGUUUAUCAAACACAAGUACAAGAUAAUCGGUGUAUGGACAGGAGGUUUUUACCGAGUCGCACUAAACAGCUUAUUGCCUUGGCAAGCUUUCCUGGUGCAGGAAAUACUUGGGCCCGACACCUCAUUGAACUAGCGACAGGCUUCUAUACUGGAAGCUAUUAUUUUGAUGGAUCAUUGUAUAAUAAAGGCUUUAAAGGAGAAAGAGACCACUGGCGAAAUGGACGCACAGUUUGCAUUAAGACCCAUGAAAGUGGAAGGAAAGAGAUUGAGGCUUAUGACUCUGCUGUUCUACUGAUCCGGAAUCCAUACAAAGCCCUAAUGGCAGAAUUUAAUAGGAAAUACGGUGGGCAUAUUGGAUUUGCGUCACAGGCUCACUGGAAGGGAAAAGAAUGGCCAGAAUUUGUAAACAACUAUGCACCAUGGUGGGCUACACAUACCCUAGACUGGCUAAAGUAUGGAAAACAUGUGUUGGUUGUACAUUUUGAAGACCUUAAGCAAGACCUAUUCAUUCAGCUGAAGAGAAUGAUAAACCUGCUGGGUCUCCCUGUUUUGGCAGACAGACUCCUGUGUGUUGAAGGUCAGAAAGAUGGAAACUUCAAGCGCUCUGGUUUGAGGAAGUUGGAGUAUGACCCAUACACCGCAGACAUGAGAAAAAUGAUCAGCAACUACAUUAGGACAGUAGACACAGCUCUGAAGCUCAGAAAUCUUAGUGGAGUUCCGGAAGACUAUUAUCCAAGAUGAUGACACUGGUCAGCUGAGAAUGUCUUUGGGGCCUUAGUUCCCAGCUGAUAGUUACUUCUACCCAGUGGGUGGUUUCGAAGACUAUUUUUGCUGCUACUAACUGUUAAUGUAUUAUGUGCAUGAAACAAUGGCCAACAAACAGCGCUUCAAACAUCUGGCAAGAUAUGAUACCUGAAGGUCAUAUUUGUCUGUUUUGACUACUAAUUUAAUCUCAGUGCAGACUUCCCUGCAUGGUUUUAACAAUUGUUCUCCUUUUUACAGUUGAAAAUUCCAAGGGGUAAAAAUAUAGACUCAAAAACAGGUUUUGCCUGUCAACCGGUGACUUAGGCUAUCAUUAGGAACAGCUUGAGUGUUACACAUUGUCAUAGAGAAAAAUGAUCACUCUGCAGAGUCAAAAUGUGUCAUGAUUUAUUAGUGCCUAUAAAUCAGAGCCCACACGCAAGAGAUUUCUAAGCAUGCAGUAUACAUGAACGGGGGUGCAGCCGUCAGCAGCUUGGUCUUGCUGGAUGACCAAUGUGUACUCAAGCCUGAACAUCAUCCUUAACAAGCUCUUUAAAGGCUCUCUUCUGGGACAGAAGUCAGCACCGGUUUACAUGGUAACAGAGAUCAAAUAUUUUGCACACACCACACAAUAUAAGCAGACUUUAGGUUAACAAGGCUAUCUACACUAGAUUCUGAACAAUUUAAUUUUUUACUUGUCUCUGCUAUAGUUACAUAUAAUAAAUAUAAUAAAUUCAAGAUUAUGCUUAUAGCUUAAAUAUAUCUUUAAACAUCAGUACAGAUUGGUUUUACAUUUUUGUAUAUCAACAUAUAAAUAAAUUGGUUUACUAGUCCCUUGAAGCACCAAAGCAAAGGAAUAAAGAACAAAUGUAUAAUAGUUUUUCUAUAGGUCAAUAAUAUGCUUACAUGCCAAUGUAUAGAAAUAUUUUCUAAUGUUUUCCAGUGUCUGUAAAUUUGUAAGCGAAUGGAGGGAACAAAUUUCCUCCAGAAACAGAACUCUAUGGAGUAGCAUUGAUUAGGUAAAAUACAUCUGCCAGCCUCACAGAUACUGUAACUGCAGAAGAGACACUUAGGGGGAUAUUCAGUUGUUUUAGAAGUCUGUUGGGUGUCUGUUUUUUCCCUGUCUAUUAGAUAGGAAAAAACAAACACCCAACUGACUUUUCAAACAAUUGAAUACCCCCCUUAAUGUCUUAUUCAGAAUCAGAUGCACAGUAGUUGCAGCUUUUUUCAUAGUAAAAAGUUGCAGUUUUUUCCAUAGCAACUUGCAGUUUUCUUUAGUGCACGUGUGUUUUUUUGCAUUGAGCUCUUUUUUUUUUCAGGCACACAUUGGGUUUGCAACUUAUUCUGAGUACAGAGCAGGGAUGGGAGGCUGGAAUGAGCGUGUAGUUGCAGCAUGUGGGAAUGCAGAUGCAGCCAGAAUAUAGUAAGGAUAUGUUAUGAGCGCGGAAUCACAAGUUACAAUCAGAAAGAGGCAAAAGUAGUUGCCUGAAGGGGGAUGAUGCGCGGGUGCUUAGUCCCUAGUAUAAGUUGCAUAAUGAUGAUAACAUUUAAAACACAUCAUUUAUGCAAAUAGAGGAAAACUGCUGGAUCAGUAUUUUAGAAGUCACUUAAAACAGAAUUGAAUACUUGUGUUUUAUGUUGUCAUAAUAAAAUAAAAUAAAAAUAAUAAAAUAAAAAAAAUACUACAGCACAUCUGUCUGGUUCGCUGAAAGUUUUUGAUGCCCAAGCAAUUUCGGCACAUAUAAUCUACACUAUACAGCCAGUAAAGGUAAUAUGUGCAUUGUAUACUACAAUUCUUAGAAUUUAUCCAGUAGUACAGUACAAACAAUGAAGAUACAGCACCAGUCCUACGUCAGCCGCAUCUGGAACGAGUACAUGAAGGAAGGAGAGGGAAAUGCAGUUGCAGACUUGCAAAAGUGAUCAACUGUUUUAAAAGUUUGCAUCCAACUCUGAAUAAGGCCUUGAAUCUACUUUAAAAAAACAACCACUAAACCGACAAAAAUAUAUACAAUUAUGCAGUGUUUGUUAUGGAUCAGUGUAUAACAUGUGGAGACAUACAGUCUUAGCAUACUUAUCUACUUAUCUAUGAUUUUGUUGCUCUGUGGGAGAUUUAUUAAAGCUUGGAGAGAGAUGAAGUUGAAAGAUAUAAAGUACCCACCAAUCAUCUUCUGUCAUUUUUCAAACACAGCCUGUAGAGUGACAGAAGCUGAUUGGUUAGUGCUUUAUCUCUCUCCACUUCUCUCCAAGCCUUGAUAAAUCUAAACCCCUAAAUUAGCAGGCCUUCACCUAUCAUACUACACAGCAGAAUGAUUUGACUUUGUUUGACAUGACAAGGGAAUGCACAAGUGGAAGCAAGGUAAAACCUAUUGGAUGGCAUGCCACAAACAAAUUGUAACAUGCAGUAAUGGGCAAAUCAAUUUGGGCACAAUUUCAUAGAUCUGGCAAUUGAAAAGUAGCACGUAUUGGCUGCUAUGAUGUCACAUCUGCCGCGGCAGCCAAUGAGAGUGCUAAGAUACCCUUCAGCUGGCCUGGAGGGAGUGGGGGUAGGGAUAAGUGGUUCAAAUUUGACUCUCCAUUCUGCUAACCUGUGGUAACACUUUAACAAAAAUUAUUAUUCUUAAAAGAUAUCAAAGAAACACAACUUUAAUAUCUAAAAUGUCUCUGUUAACUAAUAAAGCACUUUAAAUCUAAA
This is a messenger RNA of Pseudophryne corroboree (corroboree frog), 5619 nucleotides long. RefSeq names its product WSC domain containing 2 (gene WSCD2). The coding region runs from base 1170 to 2927 and encodes 585 amino acids. NCBI's taxonomy places the organism in Eukaryota, Metazoa, Chordata, Amphibia, Anura, Myobatrachidae. The record is from RefSeq and is a predicted model, not a curated record. The transcript has 10 exons.